CAAACCGAUCACAUGUUACACUGUCACCUGAUUGCUGAAGUUACCCAUAUAGCAGCUUGGAUAAAUGUGCAGCUUUUCCACUUUCUCAAAUUAGUUUACAAAUAUUUUAUUCGGUAUUAUGGAGGCAACUCUAGAGCAACACCUCGACGACACAAUGAAAAAUCCUGCUAUCGUUGGGGUUUUGUGUACGGAUGCCCAGGGUCACAAUCUUGGAUGCCGUGGCUCCCUGUCUGAUGAGCAUGGAGGAGUUGUGUCUGUUUUGGCUAAACAGGCUGCCUCUUUAACUAAAGACCUAACGGACUCCCCUACUGUGUGUCUUGAGUCUGACUCUGGGAAUGUGUUGGUGAGAACACAUGGAACCAUCACAGUAGCAGUGCACAAGAUCGUGUCAUGAAGUCUUCUGUUUUUUGCCACUGAUCUGUAACUCUGCAUGUACACAUACUCAUGAUCAUUGUUUUUCUUUGCAAGAAGCCUAUAUACGUGGCUGCUAAUUGUGACAUGUUUGGCUCUACUGUUAACUUUUUUGGGGGGUGGGGACUUUGAGAAAUUUGUCAAUACUUAUUGUAUAUUUAUUUUCUAAUGGUUUGGUUACUCAGCCUUUUCAGUUUUUCUUCAUUCAA
Molecule: messenger RNA, 620 nt
Organism: Pygocentrus nattereri (red-bellied piranha)
Lineage: Eukaryota; Metazoa; Chordata; Actinopteri; Characiformes; Serrasalmidae
Gene: lamtor5
Product: late endosomal/lysosomal adaptor, MAPK and MTOR activator 5
Exons: 4
Coding region: 119-394 (91 amino acids)
Biological process (GO): cellular response to amino acid stimulus; positive regulation of TORC1 signaling
Cellular component (GO): cytoplasm; lysosome; Ragulator complex
Molecular function (GO): guanyl-nucleotide exchange factor activity
Source: RefSeq, a predicted model, not a curated record